CCCUUUGUCAGUCAACAUGAAGACACUACUUCCGCUGUUAGCCGCAUUGUCUCUGACGGCAGCGCUCCCCAAACCGAGAAUCAAACACCUUCCGGUUGAGGGAGAGCUCGAAAUAUCCGUUGAAGAUGUACCCGGAGUUCGAUGGACCGCAGUGCAGUAUCAUCUUGCUGGGAAAUCCUCCGUCGGCACAUUGUAUCCUUCAGUGGAUGGCGUUUGGAGGCACCGGGCGGAUGUGGCAGGCUCCAGGUCUGGAAAGCUCAAGUACACACUGAUAGGACAGACAAACGGGGAACCAGUUGUCACUUCCGGUACAGUCGACACAGACAGUGAUGAUCGCGGCGCGGUAGUUGUGUCCCCCCAGGAGCGGCCGAGACGUGGACGGACGCUAGUAUUUCGGGACGACUUUAACAGCCUGGACACGGGCGCCUGGGAGUACGAGGUUUCCAUGUACGGUGGAUAUAACUGGGAGAUUCAGGUGUACACGAACGACCCUCUGAACGCAUUUACACGGAACGGACACCUCUUCCUUAAACCUACCCUGACCGCUGACAAGUUCAAUGAGAGCUUUCUAACUACCGGAGUUAUGGAUGUAAGAUCGAUCUGGGGCAAAUGCACCAACGAGGACCGGUACGGCUGUCACCGGGAGGGCAGGUACGGCCUCCUGCCGCCAGUCAUGUCCGCCAAGCUCAAGAGCCGCAAAACCGUCCGCUUUGGUUACGUGUGUGCGAGGGCGCGUAUCCCCCAGGGCGACUGGAUAUGGCCAGCGAUCUGGAUGUUACCACAGAGCAGUCACUACGGCCAGUGGCCGCGGUCCGGGGAAAUCGAUCUCAUGGAGAGUCGUGGAAACAGUGUCGCCCGUGCUCCCGACGGUAACGACCAUGGUCGGAAUGAGGUCGGCUCCACGAUGCACUGGGGCCCUGACGCAGGACAAAACAAGUUCUACUUAACCCACGGGGAGAGGGACGACGGGUCUUUCUCUACGCAGAUGCACGACUACUGUGUGGACUGGACCCAGGACCACAUCUCUAUCACGGUGGACGGUCAUGAGGUGAUGCGAACGGGCGGUAAUUUCUGGCAGAAGGGAGGCUUCGGGGGUUCCAACCCCUGGGCCGGCGGCUCCCACAUGGCCCCCUUCGAUCAGCCAUUUUACUUGAUCCUGAAUGUGGCGGUCGGCGGCACGAGCGGAUUUUUCCCGGACGACUGGACGUACAACUCCCGGAAACCAUGGAGGGACGGCUCCACAAAGGAGUUAGAGGAAUUCUGGGCUGCACGGCAUGAGUGGCAGCCUUCGUGGCAGGGUGACAUGGUUGCCAUGGAAGUGGACUGGGUCGAAAUGUACCAAUAUUGAUCGCUUUCGGCCGCUAUUGACCAGUGCUGACCGCUACUCCGUGGCCGAGCACUCUCGGAUUCUUCAUUGUCAUUGUACUUUUCUGUCACAAACUCAAUGCCAUCA
Molecule: messenger RNA, 1453 nt
Organism: Mya arenaria
Lineage: Eukaryota; Metazoa; Mollusca; Bivalvia; Myida; Myidae
Product: beta-1,3-glucan-binding protein-like
Exons: 12
Coding region: 17-1348 (443 amino acids)
Biological process (GO): carbohydrate metabolic process
Molecular function (GO): hydrolase activity, hydrolyzing O-glycosyl compounds
Source: RefSeq, a predicted model, not a curated record